Molecule: messenger RNA, 5413 nt
Organism: Melitaea cinxia (Glanville fritillary)
Lineage: Eukaryota; Metazoa; Arthropoda; Insecta; Lepidoptera; Nymphalidae
Product: kielin/chordin-like protein
Exons: 23
Coding region: 26-4366 (1446 amino acids)
Biological process (GO): cell-matrix adhesion
Cellular component (GO): extracellular region; basement membrane
Molecular function (GO): serine-type endopeptidase inhibitor activity
Source: RefSeq, a predicted model, not a curated record
CAGCGGUCGCCAGUGUAAUGCAACGAUGGCGACACGCGCGGUGAGGGCGGCGCUGCUCUGCGCGUGCCUGUUAUUCUUACAACAAGCAAGCGCCGAGCUUAGAGGUCGUUGUCCGGCCGAAGAUGGGGCUUGUCCUCCUCGAGCGAAACCGUGCAACGAGGAUGAUGAGUGUGGGGAACAAAUCUGCUGCAACACCUCCUGUGGACGAUCAUGUGUAGAACCUUUAUAUACAGGAUGUGAGAACAUUAAGUUGUCAUCAGAAAGGAUAUCCCGAGCUCUUGCAGCUGAAAACAGUCGCAGCGGACGAGGCAUUGUGCAUUCUUUACGAUCACCGCGUUGUAGGAUAUCUGAUGGAGAGUUUGAGGAGAUCCAGUGCGACAAUGAGAUCGUUAGUUCCUGCUGGUGUGUGGAUUCAGCAGGUUUUGAAGUCCCAGGAACUCGAGCUCCAGCAGCAGGGUUAGUCAACUGUACACGAACCGCUCCAUGCGCCGCCCACACUUGUCGAAUGCUAUGUCCUUUGGGCUUUGACCUAGAUAAGCAAGGUUGUCCACUGUGCAAGUGCAGAGAUCCAUGUUCUGCUGUAACUUGUCCUGGCCAACUGUCAUGCCAGCUGGAGGAGACUCCUUGUUUGAGACCGCCUUGCCCUCCUGUGCCUACUUGUAAAAGAGGACGUAGUCUACAAAAUAUCUGUCCUGUUGGUGAACCACUCCUAAUAACGGAGACAACGCGGCCGUUCCUUUGCGGUACAGACCCUGGGAAACCAAACUGUCCCCCUCUUUAUAGAUGUCUAGUCGAAACAGGAAACGAUUACGGGGUUUGCUGUCCCGCUUCCUUAGAACUGCAAAAAGCCGGUACUUGCCCUGAACCAAGUAAAUCUUCCGAAUUGGAUUGUGGAACACCUUGUGCCCAUGAUCUUGAAUGUCCAUCGAUGCAGAAGUGUUGUGAUGGUGGAGAAUGUGGCAAACAUUGUACGUUGCCACAUAACGUUACAAUAUGCACACAGCAGAAAAUGUUGGCAGAAUUAUUGGUUGUAAGUGAAAAAGAAGGAAGAGGCUAUGUACCACAAUGCAAUGCUGAAGGUGCCUUUAUACCAAAACAGUGUUCGAGAAAUGGACUCGUUUGUUGGUGUGUUGACACCGAUGGUAAUAAACUCCGCGGUUCAAUGGGACCUUCAGCUUCAGUACAAUGUUCAAUAACCCCUCGACCAGCCAGAACUGGUGGCAGAAGUCUCAGUGCUUGUGCAAGAGCGCUCUGUGCUGGAGUCUGCGAGUAUGGUUACAAGACUGGCAGCGAUGGAUGCCCGACUUGUGAGUGUGACGAUCCCUGUGCUGGGUAUCCUUGUGCGGAUGGGGAAGAGUGCGUGAGAGUAAAAGAUUCGGAUUGUUCCGGAGAACUUUGUACAGGAUACCCCGUUUGUCGACCAAAAAUCUCGUACGAGAAUCCUUGCGAAGUAGGCGUACCAACUACUGAAGAAGAUGGCUCGGUGCUGUCCUGUGGCAACUCGGAAGAGUGUCCGGAAUCACACGUAUGUUCGCACACGCGACGAUCCGGCGCCGCUGUAUGCUGCCCCGACCCCAUCGCUGACAACUCUACUGAGUCUGAGGUUUCAGAGAUCAACUUUGAAUCGUGCGGUCCUGAAGCUGAAGCAGUUUGCAAUCUAAAUAGUACGAGCACCUGCUCAGAUGGUGUGUGUGAAGAUAGCCUUGUGUGUUGUUCCACUGCGACCUGCGGGCCUGUGUGUGUAGACGCUGCUAAGAUGCGUCUCCAAACAGACAGAGUUGACGAUACACCUACUAUGUGCGAAUACCUUCGGGAUUUCGAUGAAAAGAUGGAAGGCACAGUAGACGGUAUGAAGCUGGCUCUCCCCGCGCCCACCUGCAGGCCGGACGGCUCCUUCACGAGCCAGCAGUGCGCGGGCGGGCGCUGCUGGUGCGUCGACUCCUUCGGCACCGAGAUACCUGAUACCAGUACUAGGAAUGCUUCAGCUGUGGACUGUGACAAAGUUCGCUCGGACCUCUCCUGCUUGGAGCUGACGUGCCGCAUGGGCUGCGACUACGGGUUCGAACUAGGCGCGGGGCGCUGCCCGACGUGCCGCUGCCGCGACCCGUGCGCGCGCGUCGCCUGCCCCGCCGGCCGCGCCUGCGCGCUCGUCGACGUCGCCUGCGACGCGGACUACUGCCCGCCCGUGCCGGCUUGUCUUCCACGCAAGAGCGGCCAGUGCCCGUACCUGGUGCCGUGGACGGGCGCGUGCGAGUGGGCGUGUCGCGCGGACGCGGAGUGCGGCGCUGGACAGCGCUGCUGCGCUACCGGCUGCGGCACGGCCUGUACUGCCGCUGUCCAUCAGACUGCCUGUCAACAGCGCAGAGCUCUUGCUCUACACACUGCUGUAGAGACUGGUAAUCGCCCAUCAUGGACUUGGGUACCGGAAUGCAAGGAAGAUGGAACAUAUGAGAGUAUUCAAUGUCGCGGAUCGAACAAGAUGUGUUGGUGUGUGGAUGCUGCUGGUAAUGAGAUCCCUGGCACUCGAUCGACAAACUCCACCCCAUCUUGCGAAAGUCCCAUCCAGUGUCCAGAACCUGGUUGUGAUGUGGAGGAGAUCUGUACCCAUGGGCGAGAGCUGGACAGCAAGGGUUGUCCAACUUGCACUUGCAGGGAUCCUUGUGCUGAAGCGAAGUGUAGGGACGAUGAGACUUGUGAACUUGUUCCCUUGGAUUGUGAGGGUGAAUUUUGUCCUCCACUAGCUCGUUGUUCGCCAUCUCCUCAAUGUCCUGAGGGCGAGCCUCUUCAAGCACCGGACGGUUCCGGAGCUCUGCUGUGUGGACCGAGCGCUGCGGCGUGUCCCUCCACACACGCGUGUCGCUUCGCCCCUCACGACUCUAGACCGUCGGUCUGCUGUGCGAAACCACGCACAGUCUGUUUCGAAAGCAAAGACGAAGGCGAAUGUGCGAACGGUGAGGGACUGAACACGACACGUUGGCACUUCAAUAACGAGCGCAACCGCUGCGAGCGAUUCCGUUACCACGGCUGUUCCGGGAACCAUAAUAACUUCCGGACCAAGGAAGAAUGUAACACCGUGUGCCCUGUUCUUAGUCCUUGUGAGAGACUGCGUGAGAAGAAUGAAGCAGCUGCGCAGAAAUAUGGCAAAGGCACUUUUGUACCGAAGUGUGAUGCAAGCGGAGCUUGGGAAACCGUGCAGUGCAUGUCUCACAUUGAUGUGUGCUGGUGUGUAAGCGCUCGCGGAGAACCUCAGAAAGGAUCACUCGUACGUGGAGCCAAACCAACAUGCAACUUUAGACAAGCUCGAAAGUGGGUGCGAAGGGAUCCGCUCGAUGAGAAGGCAAGAGCUGAUGAAGUAUUAGAAGAAUUGAUCAGGCAGAUGACAGCAUAUAGAGUAGAUGAUUUUGAAGAAGAAGAAGAUUUCGACAGUUCUGAACUCGAACCAGAACAUCGUGGUAUCAGUGAUACCGAUUCAGCUGAAAUAUCGUCAAGCGAAGAUAGAUCCUUGUUAUCAGAAGUAGUAGAACCGAAGUUAGCUGAGACUACUAGGAGAAAAUCAAUUCCAAUUGAAGUGAUUACCGAAAAAACUAAUUUCAAAACCAAAUGUCAGCUGAUGCAAGAAGAAAUCGAUAAUGGAGCCGAAGGCUGGCGACCGCGGUGUCUCCCGGACGGGUCGUUCUCUGCGCGCCAGUGUGGUCGCGCUCGGUGCUGGUGCGUGGACGCCGCGGGACAGGCGCGAGCGGGCCCGCACAGCGACCCUUGCGAGGUCACCCAAGUUGAAUCCGCAGUUCUGGAAUUGGAACUGAUAGGUGCUGAAGAAGAAGCAGGAAACAAGGCACAGGCACUGCUUAAAUCAAGAUUAUCAGCUCUGGGAGCCCAUGUGCCAGUAACACUAGCCAUAGACAAAGGAGUUGUGAAAUUACGUGCUGUGUUAUCAGGACCCAGAGCAGCUGACUUGGUGUACCAUCUUGAGUUACAGGUCAAAAAGGAGAAGAUGUCCGGUGCAAGCAAGUCUGCUGAAGGCAUGUUAGGCGCUGAUGUCAUCCGCAGCGAGUACCGACUUGUUGCGCCAAGUCCUGCCAUGCAGAGGGAAAUAUUAAGCGAGUCGACAGUCUCCGCUGCAACAUCAUAUCACACAGCUUUAAUCGUCCUAGCAGCAACAUCAGCCUUUAUCAUCAGCGUACUCUGCGUCCUUGUUAUGUUGUACAGGGCUCGGUUACAGAGGGAACCCCAUAAGGCUGAAAGAUUUCUACCUGCGGCGCCCCCUGUAUAUGUCCUCUCUGCUGAUGAGAAAGCGGAACUAGCAAGAGUUCUCCACGCUCCUCCUGCGCCCGUUCCACCCUCAAAUGACGAUCACUCGAGAGUAUAAAGUUAAAAAUUUCGAAUCAUUAAUUCGACAAUGUUAAUAGUAACAUUAUGAAAUAAAUUUAUAUCACGGUAAUAUUGCCAAAUUAAAGAUGCGAUACGUGUCUACUUGAGAAUUUAAUAUUCAGUGAUAAUACUUCUGUAAAGUAGUUUGUGAUGUCUUCAAUGUACAUGGAUUUUCUAUUUGAAGAAUAAAGCUUCCACAAUUCAAAUAUUAAUAUUAUAGUCCGAGUGUAAAAUUUUAAGCAUAAUAUGCUUUAUAUAUAUUUAUUUACAUAUAUAUACGAGUAUAUAUUAAAGGGUAUAAGCAUUAAGGGUACGUAAAAGUUCGUAACUACUUUUCUUUAUUUUUAUUCCUCACAUAACGUUAUAUUUUAAUGUCAUGCCCUACUGCCGCUCUUAACAAGCCCCCCCCCCCCCCCCACGCGGCUUGACGCGCUCCGGGGAUUCCCACGCGUCGAGUUAAGAAUUUUUGCACGGAGCGGCAACGUCUAAGAAGUGUUGGUAAAAACAUCUUGAUUUAGAGACAUCAGAGGUAGCGUUAUCGCUAUCGUUACCCUGGUUGCGCUAGGACAUUAUGGCUUUACGUUAUUACCCUUGCUUCAAACGCUUAUGUCAGUUUAACUACGUUGUCUUCAUAUAAUAGAAUUUAUUACUGAAAUAUGUCUUCAUCACAGAGCGCUAAUGCGCAGUAAUUGAAAGUCUAAGGAAGGCAUAAGGAUAAGACAUCAGAAAUUAUAGAUACGUGUCUUAAAGACAUCUAUGUCGGCUCGGAAAAAUUCCCGUCGAGUGGAAUGUCACCAAAAUCAUAAUUUGCUAUGAAAGAGUUUAUUACAAAAUAUUUAAAAAGUAUUACCAUAUUGUAAAAUGUAAAAUAUGUAUACUAUCAAUACUAUAAGCAAAAUUUAAAAAAAAUAUAUAUAUAUAUAUAUAUAUAUAUAUUAACUUAUUGUAAGCUAACGAAAUUAUUCAGAAUCAUUGAUUUAAACAAGACCUAUGAAUUAUGAUUAAAAUUGGCAUCAAUAUAUUUACCAAUAAUAUAAAAUCAUGU